Messenger RNA from Plasmodium coatneyi, 10017 nucleotides. Its product is annotated as Cyclic-nucleotide binding protein. The record is from RefSeq and is a predicted model, not a curated record. The transcript is spliced from 2 exons. Bases 1 to 10017 code for a protein of 3338 amino acids. NCBI's taxonomy places the organism in Eukaryota, Apicomplexa, Aconoidasida, Haemosporida, Plasmodiidae. Gene Ontology annotation, molecular function: calcium ion binding.
AUGAGGAAGGCAAACAUGGAUGACCUCGAAUCGAGGGCCAUAGAAAACAUCCACCAUUACCUGAAGGAUUGUCUGGACAGAAACAACUGCAAGGUCGAUCCGGCGGAGGCACAAAGAGACAUUAACGAUGUCUCACUAAUACACAGCUCGUUAAAAAAGUAUGUCGUCCGACUAGCCAACAUAAACGAUUUUAUCAAGCAAGAAAACUACUUUUUGAAAAAAAAAAAUGAGCAACUAGCUAAAAGGUGCAGCGAAAGGGCUGCAUUCGAUUUUUACAAAAAUGAAAAAGGAACUCACAGGGUGCAUAGAACGAAUGGGACGCAUACCAUGUGCAUGAAUGAAAUGCACAAACUGAGUGACGAAAACGAGUUUAUAAAAUACAAAUAUGAACAAAUGCUGCGGGAGAACCUCUCGCUGCAGGAAAAUAACGCCCAACUGAACAACACGCUGCUAAACAGGGACAAACAUGAACUACACACAAAUCGGGGAAACAGAAAAAUGGAAAUAGAAAAUGGAUUUCUAAGAAAAAACACCCACCAAUUAUGGACACAUCAGGAGGAAGGACGAAACAUUUUGCGAAGCAGAAAUGAAAUGGACGGGGAAACACAGCCCGCUGAGGUAAACUACAUGACGUUUGAACAAAAAAUAAAUAGAAUCCUCAAGUGUACAAAAAUUUUGGAAGAAAUUUUAGCCACCCUUAACAGCAAUUUGAAAUAUGAUGAACCACUUUUGUUCCAAAAAAAGAUGAACCUGAUGGAAGUAGAAAAAGAAGAAUUAAUAAGGCAGAAUGAUUUUUUAAAAGAAAAAAUUUUACAAAUAGAAACCUUCAUUUUGAAUGAUCCCUUUUUAGUGGAAAAGUUUAAUUUCUUCUACGAUUCCACUUCCUUCAAUUUAGACCCCUCGAUGAGGGAUAACCUCCAGUUGUACAAAAAUAAUAGCAUAAAAAAAAUGUUCCACAAUUUGCGCUGCUCGCAAAGUACAAAUGCAGACCUGAAACAACAGUUAUCAAGUGAAAAAAAAAAAUCUCUUAUUUACCAAAAGUACAUGUAUGACAUGAGGGAGAAGUUAAAGGAUAACCUAAACGAACUGCUCAGAUUGGACAAGGACAAAAAUAUGAACUAUCAUGAUAUGAAUGCAUGCAACGGUUCAAUUCGCCAUUUUAGUGAAAAGGGGAGUUCACCCCCGUGGAACAUAUUCUACGAUGAUAGCAAUAACGGGGACAAAGAAGUUGUCUCAACGAAGGAACACCCAGAAUAUUACAACUAUCUGUCUGAUUUGAGCACACCAAAUUUACACCGCAUGCUUAACAUGAACAGCUCCAAAAUUGACCAUAACGAGCAAAGGUUAACCCAAUCGUGGAACCGGAUUAGGCAGCUGGGCCAGGACGCCGGUUGCUUCCAGAAGAGGAAAAAUGAACAAACUUGCAGACGAGACGAACACGAUGCCAGUCUGGCCGACCUGGAAAAUGACAUGCAAAAUGAAGUAUACUACUUUAGAAUAAAAAAAUUAAUAAACAUGAGGAAGAAGGAACUGGAUGGAAUGUUACAAUCGGAAAGACGCCAACUGGCUAGCCAAAAAGGAAAGGAGGACAGGAACAAAUUAAAGAAUGAAAUGUAUUUGAAUCGUAUGGAAUACAAAGUGGCACUGCGCGAAUGGUUAAGAGGGAAGGAAAAGAAAUUACACACAAGUGACCAUCCUAGGGACACCCACCGAAAGGACGACCGCCCCUGUGGGAGCAGAAAUAUUGACCAACUGAACCUCUACAUCGAUCGAAAAAUCAUUUAUCAGUUCGUAAAGUACAAACACAUCUACGAAUAUUUCGUACAAAAUAAAAGUGUAUGUAAAGAACAGAUAAGCAAAGAGAAAUUUAUUAAUUUUUUUAACAAGCACAUUUUGAAUUUGCAAAAUUGUGACACUGCACGGUGCAGUAAAAAAGGGCUUCCUGUCGAUGGAGAGAGGAGAACCACUAAAUCAUGCCAGAGAAGGAAAGGUUUCCAUAACGAUGAAGCCAACCAAAAAAGGGGAAGUGCUUAUGUGGAGGAAGACAAUACUCAGUAUCAUGACGUUACAUUAGAGGAUCGUGCAAAGAGGGGUAGUCAUCAUUCUGAGGAGAGCACCCUAAGGAGUGAUCACCCCGGUGUGAAGCCGGCCGAAGCCACAGGAAGGAAGGAGGGGGAUGCCAAAAAGGAAAAACAGAGGGAAGCCAAACGGGAAAGACAGCGGGAAAUAAAAGCAGAGAAGGAGAAGCAAAGGAAAAUAAAAGCAGAAAUGGAAAGACAGAGAAAAAUAGAGAAAGAAAAUCAGAGAAAAAUAGAGAGAAAAAAGCAGAGGAAAAUGAAGAAAGAGAAACAAAGGGAAGAAGAACGAGCGCGCAAAGUGCAAGUAGAGUUGGUGCACCAAGUGGACGGAGACUCACCCACCACUGAGAAACGGGCGAGCGAAGAGGAGAACCAAAACCAAAGCGACAUCGAUAUCGAACCGAGUGAUAACAGCCAAGGGGAAAAAAUGAAGAAAGGAAAUUUAAAAAAAAGUGACCAAAUGUCAGAAAAAUUCUACAUGCCAGAAGAACAUCCCAGGAGACAUGACUCCUCCCUGGAGGCGUUAAUAAAUACUAUUAAAAAUAUAAACAAAAAUAAAAUAAGGGAAAAUAUGUCCAGUAAAAGUGUAGAAGAUUUGUUUUCUUCUACCAAUUCGAUGGAUGAAACGGGUCGAAGUAGUCUUAUUGGGGAGUCUCCUCAAAAGGAGAGAAGAGUAUCGAAUUUGAGUAGAAAGGAUAGCAGCCAAGGUAGCGUAGAGUCCAUGAAAUCGAGUAAGUCAUUGGGUGUAGAACCCACAGAAGGGGAAAUUAACAAAAUUGAAGAAGAAACAAGUGAUCGUGAAGAAUUUAGUUUAGGCCACGCCGAAUCGGAAAGUUCCAACGCAGUUGAUACAGAAGAUGAGAAGAAGAGGCAAUUUUCUAAUUUAUCAAGUGAAGCGGAGAAGGAAGAUCACAUGGGGGGAGAAGCUAACCCAGAAGAGGACACCAAUCGGGGUGGAUUGGAAAACCACGUAGGUGCCACGGCGCGGGUUCCAGAACGACGAAGCGGUAGGCACAAGACUAUCUUCGGGGGAUCUGUCGCCCUAGAUGAAAUUAGGAAGAUAAACACCAUGAUGGGUUCGGGGGCGUCAGAAUUAAUACACCCAGAUGGGGAUGAGCAAAUGGGAGAUGCAGAAAGUGGACCGGAGAAAGAUAGCGAUGAGGAGGAGCCACGAAAAGAUGGCGUUCUAGAGGAGCAUAAUAAAGACCGCAACCAAAAUGGACUCCCCAAAAAUAUUGAUCAGAGUGGACCCCCCGAAAAGGUUGAUCAGGGUGAAUCUCCCCAAGAGGAUGAAAUCACGCGCAGUAACCACGCAACCGACAAGAGAGAGAAACCAUCCCCUAAACCCUUCCACCAUGAGGACUUCCUCGAAUCUGACGGUGAAUACUCCGAACAAGAUCUCUUCGACAACAACAAAUAUGCUAGUGUAAAAAUUCAAGAAUUCAGACAAAUGCUUCACCUGCACGAUAAAAACGUGUACACCUUUUUCAUGAAGCUAAUUGUGCAUAGCAAGAUCAACCUAGUGAGGGAUUACAAAAAUAAAGUUUUCAAUGCGAAGGUAGGGGCGAGAGAUAUAUUAGAGUACCUUUUAAAAAACUACUUCGAAGGGGAUAAGUUUGCUAUCAAGGGGGAUGUGAGAAAAGAAGGUUCACACAUAGAGGUACACUUAAGCGAAAUAGAAUUUAAACACAUUAACGAGUACAUAUGCAACAACAGCAGUAGCACUUCUCUAAAAACACUAUACCACAAGAUUCUAUUUCUGAAUAAUGAAAACUACGAAAGUUUUAAAAAUCGUUUGUUGGAAGGUGGAGUGAUAAACCUAAUUAACCUUUUCCACGAUGAAGACAUUAACAACUUUGACAAAAUUUUCGACGUUUCUUUUGUGAACUUUUGUGACAUUGUGGGAAUAUCCAAAGAUACAUGCACAUACCAUUUUAGCCGUAUGGACAAAAACUACAAAGGGAAGAGGUACAUUUAUUUGAGGCACAUAUUUCGCUAUCUGGAAGUGGAAAGGGACAUGAAAGAGGAGUUACACAAAUACAGCUUCAUUUCCAUGCAGAAAAAAAAUUUAAUGUAUAUUCAUAUCAGCGAAUCUUUUGAUAACUUAAAGGAGUUUUUCAAAUCUGUGGAGAAGAAAAAUAAAUUGUACAUCAGCCUGAAUGAGUUUAUUUAUUUCUUUUCCGAAAAUGAGAAAAUGGAGACAUACCGUUAUUCCCAGGAGGAUAUAACCUCACUGUACUACUCUAUCCUCUUUUAUGUGUACUACACGAAUAAGAACAAGUUAUUGCAGACGUUAGAAUUUUGUGGGGAUCCAAACGUGGGGGAAGAAAAGGACCCUCAAAAGACUGGUCCAACUGGGCAAAAUGAUCAUAACAGGAGUGAGCCACCAAAGGAACACCCCCCCGCUGGUAUAAACCCACUAGUUGACGAAAUUGGAAGGAACAAAUUAGCCCCUGCUGAUGGAUGCAAUUAUGUUAAUAAUAAUUUGUCCUUCUACAAGGAGUAUUUUUCACUGGACGAUUUCAAUUUCGCCAUCGAGUUGAAGGACCUUUACUUUUACUUCGAGGGUUCCGAGUGCCCCUUCUCUAAAAUAAAACGGAGGAUUGUGGAGAUUUACGGAUCAGUGAAAAAGGGACUGAUAAUUAACCACGAGACUUGCAAAAGCAAGAGGGAUGGAGAUGACACGAGCAGCUCCCAGAGUGAUCAAGACGAGGCGGCAGACCUGGACGUGGACCUGCAGCUUGACUCCUUUCAGUUGUUCAUGAGGAACAAGUACAGGUACAAGCACUCCGACCGGGUUUGCUUCCACGAGCGGGAGGCGAAGAAGGGCAAACAGGAAAAAUCAGCGAAAGUGGGCAGAGUGACAAAACUGGAAGGGGAAGACGAACCGGAUUUACUGAACGAAGUGGGAACAGUUCCCCCAAUCAGCAAGAAAACUUUCAUGUGCCUGAUGUACAACAUAGGGAUACACGUGAACCACUGCCUAACCCUGUGGAAGAGCUUUUCCCCCUUUCUGGAGUACGACAAGCUGGACUACAAAAUAUUCUGUGGGUUCUUAAACGGGGAAAUAACCGUAGAGAGUCACGAAACGGAGGAAGGUAUAAAAGAAAUAAAAAGCAAGCUAAUAAACAUUAAGGAUGAGGAGGAAGAGGACUCCACGUGCAACUAUAAAAACAGGCUCGGGGGAACCCUCUGCCCUAGCUUACUAAACAAAUUAAGCGAAAAGGAUUCAACACAACCGCUGACGGUAGACGAAAUAGAGGUCCUCGCGCAAGUGCUGAAUCAUGUUAUCCCAUUCAAUUAUUUGGACAAAAAUGAAAAAACAAAUUUCAUACAAAAGUUAAAGAAAAAAUGUUUUAAAAAAGGCCACGAUUUUGUGUCCAUAGGGGGGAGAGACGUAAAAAUUGGAGAAAAAGGGGAAGUAUCAAACGGGGAAACAUCGGACAGCUACCGAAACAACACCAUCGUUAUCCUGUUGAACGGAAUUUUAAGACACACCACGAAGACAAACUCCUUCAUAAACAGCAUCAACGUGAUUGACAGGGCCAACGUGCGCUCCUACACGGCACACACAAAUGUUGCCGUGAUUGAGGUAAAUAAAGAGCUAUACACGAGCGACUUUGUAAAGCUAGUAGAACAGAAAAGAGAAGUUUCGGAAGAGUUUAUGAGUAUUAUCAAUGACGUACCUAUUUUUAAAAAUUUCCCGGACGCGUUAAAAAAUAGCCUAUCCAUGAAUGUUCAAAAAUGUAAAUAUGAAAAAAAAAAAGUUAUCAUAAGACAGCAUGAUGAUCCUACUCAUUUUUACAUACUGAAAGAGGGGGAAAUAAAUUUCUACUGUAACGGUGUGAUGAGCACCCCGGUGAGGGUCAUUUCUAGGUGUUCUUUUUUUGGGGAGGUGGCACUAAUAUUUAACACUCUCAGAACGUGCGAUGCGGUGGUCGAGUCGGAUGUAGCUCACUGCUACUGUAUUUCGAAGGAGUACUUCCUUUCCCUCUUGAAUAAAGAAAUUGUGAAAGAAUUCGUGGAAUAUUUCCGAGCCAAUUACACGGAGGGCAUUCAGCACAUCGUUAAGAAUUACUCAAGUGGGAACAUGCAAGUGGGAGGGCCUCCCCUUGAGGAAGACAACAAUGGAGGGAAUAACCCCAACGGAGCAAACGUCCUGCAGAUGUUACCCUCCGAUGGGGAGGAAAUGCUAAUGGAGAUUAAGCGAUCCACUUCGAUAAAGUACACCAAACAGCUUUCCACAAUUCAUAGUAUAAGUAGGAAGUUCUCCUCAGUAGCCCUCUCAGCAGACAACAUAACGCUGGACGUGGAGUACAUCAACCAAAGCAAUAUCACCUCAUUCUAUAGUGACUUGGAUAAAAUUCUGCUAAAAUUUUUCAACACAGAACAGAAAUAUUUUGUGGAAGAAAUGGAAUCCCACUUGAUGAAAGUUAAGGUAUUAAAAAAGGUUCUAAAUAAUAUGAAGGAUAAGGAAACAUUUCUUAAGCAUCUCAAGUGGGAAAAAUGUCCUAAGGGAAAGCACAUAAUAUUGGAAGGAGAUCUCUUCGACAAAUUUUACUUCGUUAAAGAGGGAGAAAUAUCCGUACAAGAAUUUAAUCAGUACAAAAAUGUGUAUGAGGAAAUAUGCACAGUUAGGAAGAAUCAAUACUUUGGUCAUCAGUUAAUUAUGGAUAGGGCAAAGUCUUCCUUCAUUGCGGUGGCCUCCGUGGACACAGAACUGUACACGUUAGAGGCAUCCCUGUAUGAGCAAUUCCUUGCCCCCUUUAUCGACACGUUAAAUAAAAAAAAUGACAUUAACCACACGGAUGAGCUAACAGAGAGUAUAAACAAGCACGUAAUGAUGAAGAAAGACAACAAGGAUUUUGUAAUAAAAGUCAUAAGAAUUCUAAAGAAAGUAAAUGUGCUUCAGAAAUUAAAUGAGGACCAAAUGUACAAUGGUGCCAAACAUUUCGAUUUUAAAUUUUUCAGAAAAGGAGCAGUCAUAAUAAGGCACAACGACACCCCUGACCAUUUCUACAUAAUCAAAAAGGGAAUCGUUUCGGUUAAGGUGGACGACAAGGGGGUGGAAGAUGCCGUUCAUCAAACUAACGAUCUACAUAGUAGGGAUAAUAACCAAGAGGAAGAAUCUACCCAUACAGGUGGAAGAACAAAAUCAGUGUACCUGUACAAGUACGACUACUUCGGAGAAUUGUCUAUUAUAAAUAAUCAGCUGAGAACUGCCACCUGUGAGGCUCACACGAAUUGUUUCCUACUAGCCAUUGACAAGGUGUCCUUUAUUGAACACUUUGGAAUAAUAUUUAAUGAGCUGCUACAGGAAGCUGACGUGAGGUACACGAAGAAUUACUCCCUGCCACCGUGGCUGAAGAACAUGUAUGGUAAUGGGGAGUUCAACGAGAGUAUGCACUCUAUGUCGAUGAAGAUCCCCGAACUGGGAAGCUCCCUCAGUAGCAUUUCGGAUGAUAGCAACGAGAUGUUCAGUUUCGAGAAGGAGAUAAAUGCAAAGCUGAAGAGGGAGAAACGCAACAAGAGGAAGGGAAAGGGGAAGCUAAAAGGUAGUAAUGCAGACGACGAAUACAUGGAUGAUCACCCCGCUGCCCAAAGUGAGAACGAAGUUGAAGACGCCAGCUCGGGAAACCUCUCCACCAACCGUAGCCUAAGCAUUGUGAACAACGAAGACAGGAUUAGCAAAAUUAAGGAGGAGAAGAGGCAAAAAAUGGAAGAAAUUAAGCUGAACGAAUUGAAGGUGAUCGAACGGAUAAAGCAGAAGGAGGAGAGAAAAAUCAAAGCCAUGAUGAAGAAAAAGGGAAUACUCAUCCCCCGAAAGAACGCAAAGGAAGAAUUAAACGCCGUUCAACCGAGCAGUAAUACGAAGGAUGAUCAAGAAGAGGGCGGCGCACCCAAGGAGGAGGCAAAAACGGUAACCGUAAACACUGAAUCAAGCCGGAAGGAAAGCAAAAGCCAAUCGAAAGAAAAUAACCACCCAAAUUCCAUGCAACAUAAAUCGUCGAGCAUUUUAAAAAAAAAGAUGAGUCCAUCGAACUCCUCCGAGCUGAAGGUAGACAAAAUGGUGAAGAAGCUCCUCGGGGUUAUCUGCUCAGAAUACAAUUCCAUUUUUCAUUUUUAUGAAUGCAUAGACAAGUUCAACACUGGAUACAUAAAAUAUAAUGACUUUUUAAAUUUUAUCGUAUCCCAAAAUUUGGAGGAGUUAUUCGAAGGUAGAGACAACAUGGAAAGUUUGUUCAAGUACCUCUGUGAUGGGAAGAGCAUCUUAACAUUAACACAGUUCUACAUAAGUAUGUAUAAGGAGAAGCACAUAGACAUGUACUCCCUGAAUUUACGCCUGUGCGAAGUGUAUGGAAGCAGUGUCUUAGCGUUUAAGAAGAUAGUUCCUCAGUUCAACACACAGGAUGAUAGUCUUUGCAGCUUUGCGAACUUUGAACUGGUUUGUGAUAGCGUAGGGAUCAGCAAAACAAAUAUAAAAAAUAUAUGGGAUGAGAUUAACAUAAUGAAUGAGGAGCAGAUUCCCCUAGAAAUUGUAUUUAGCAUUCUGAAUGGAGAAGUUUCCGUGGAGCAGGCCUACAUAACUUACAAUGAGAAGAAGUCGCUACUAAAUCAGGUUGUUCACUUUUUCCAAGGCAAUGAAGAAGACUUCACAAAAAUGAGUACCCAAGUGGUGGAAACAAAAUUUACCAUAAAUUACGAAGAGCCAAUAAUAAUAAAUAAGUGUCACCAUAAAUCCUGCUCAAAUGAAUGUCAAGAAUUGGUAAAACUGUUGCAGUCUGAUACACACUUUAAAUACUUAACCCUGGAUCAGAGAAUAUUCUUUACAACAUUAAUGAACCGGAAGGUUAUGAAGUUGGAAGAUGUGCUAAUCAACCAAGGGGAUAAUGAUGCGCCUAUUAUAUUCGUCUACCAAGGGACCGCCAACAUAAUUAGCUACAACAUUUUUGGAAUUGAAAGUAUCAUUAGGGAGAUUAAAAAUGAUGAGCUGUAUGGCUGCUACGAAGCUAUUGAAGGAACACCGGCAGAUUAUCAAGUAAAAAUAUCCUCCGAUAAUGCUAUCGUUUGGAUCUUAGACAGAUCAUCCUAUAGGGAUCACUUAAAAGACAUGCUAGAAGAAAGAAAACAAAACUGCUUGCAUAUUUUUGCCUUACUGAAGAACGUACCCAUUUUGAGAUACCUCCCAGAAGAAACACUCCACAAUCUUUCCUACGCAAUGAAGGUUGAGCAUUAUCAACCUAACCAUACCAUCAUAAAGGAGAACACACAUGAUGAUAAGUUUUACAUCCUAUGUAAAGGUCUAGCAACUGUUGAAAAAAACUCAGAAAUUAAUAAAAACAGACUUAUUUUGUCGACCCUUCGGAAGGCAGAUUAUUUCGGAGAAAUGGCCUUAAUAAAAAAUAUCAGACGAACUGCAAAUGUCGUUUUGGACACGCAAACUAUUUUGUUGUCCCUUAUUGACUUGGAAUUCCACAGAUUGUUAACUCCCUACUUUGAUCAAUUUUUAAACAGAGCUAAAGCCAACUAUAAGAAAUUGCACCUGGACAUCGAACUCGUGCCCGCCGAAAUUGCCAGCAUUAGCAGCAACGCCAAUAUUGGGAACGCCGCCUUGGGGAGGGGCGCACAAAAAAAGGUGACCAUACAAGGAUUUGACGAGGGGGACAGUCCGGUCGAGGAUCCACGGGAUAAGAAAAAGGGCGAAGUCAGCUUCGUGCAAUCUGCCGAGGAAGCAUCACUUCUGGAAGAGGAAACAACCGAACGAAGCGGGAACACUCACCAGGGGGGUGGCAAAAAAGGGGGUCACAGCAAACACACUGGCAAGGCCAAAGAUAAGGGGAUGAGCAGAACCAAGAAGGGGAAAGAGCACGGUUUGAAGGGGGAAAGGCCAGAAGGUACUGAAAAGAAGAGAGAGAAAAAAAAAGAUGCACACAAGUGA